Messenger RNA from Rubroshorea leprosula, 2705 nucleotides. Lineage: Eukaryota; Viridiplantae; Streptophyta; Magnoliopsida; Malvales; Dipterocarpaceae. The record is from the annotation of a GenBank genome assembly.
GAUGAAUUCGAUUGCCAGAUUCACCACUUAGGUUGGCAAGACCUAAGAUACAGAGAUAAAUCGAGAGAAUUCCCUCUCAAGAAACUCACUCAACGGAGGAGAAUUAUAAAAGGAGAGAGAUGAGAGAGAGAGGCAGAAAGAGAGUGAGAAGCUGGGAAGGCAGGCGGACACAGGUACGGUAGACGGCACAGAGCAGAGAGUUUUCUGAUGCAGCAGAGCAGAGAAGAGGCUGGGAGGGUAGAAGACAAUAGGAACCACAGGGGGUAUGAUCGAGGGACGUACAAACAAGCAGUUCCUUUCUUCUUCACAAAUUUCCCGGAUGACUGGAGCUAUGGAGAUAUGUGGAGAACUUUCCAUCAUUUUGGGAGAGUGUUUGAUAUCUACAGCCCUAUGUGUAGAAGUAGGAAUGGAAGCAGAUUUGGUUUUGUAAGAUACCUUGAGAAAAAGGAGACUGCAGUGGAGAGGAGGGAAACAGAUCAGGUGCAACAUCGCAGAAGUUAUGCCGAUGUGGUUAAGGGGAGUAAGAAGGAUGACGGGAAAGCAAAGGCUAAAGAAGAAAAUAGAAACUGGGUAGGAUUAGAGCUUAAAGCAAGCAAGGAAGAUGAAGAAUGGUUAGGAAGCUGUAUGGUGGGGAUAGUUUACUUAGUGGAGAUGGUACCAUUCCUGCAAGAAAAAUUUUACAUGGAAGGUUAUUUUACAUGUAAAAUUCGUCCAAUGGGAGGCAAAUUGGUUUUGCUUGAAGGAGGAGACAAGGAUAAAUUGAAAGAUCUGGUAGAACUUGCAGCGGAUUGGUUAGGACAGUGGUUUGAGGAAAUUGGACCAUGGUCACCAUCUAUGGUGGCAAGGGAGAGGUUCACCUGGAUAAAGUGCCAAGGCAUGCCUUUAAAUGCGUGGAAUCAUGAUAAUUUCAUGACGGUAGCUUGUCUCUUUGGCAAGUUCAUCUCCUUAGAUGAUAGUACAAGUAAAAAAAGGAGAUUCGAUGUGGCAAGAUUGCUUAUUUCCACACCAUUAAUGGAGUUUAUAUCCAAAACAGUCACCAUUAAAAUCAAGGGCAUUCUGUACAAGAUCAGAAUCAUGGAGGAAGAGUCUACAAAUAGUUUAUUCAGAUUAAAAUCUGAUUGUGCCUUUAGUGAAAAGGAUGACUCAAAGGAAAAUGAGUCUUGGUCACUAGGUAGUGACUCGGAUUAUAAGCAAGAGAUGGGAUGCCAAGGUGAUGAUGGUAGAUACCAAGAUUGGCUAGAGAUGGAAGAAGGUAGGAAGAUUGAAGAUGAUGAUGUGGCAAGUUUCCAUUGGAGGGAAGAGGAAGUUUCAGUGAAUCAACAAGUAAGCGGGGAAGAGAGAAGUUUAAAUUUGAAUGUAGACACAAAAAGAGCUGACAAGGUAAAGGCUAAUAACUCUCGAGAUAUGCAAUCAAAUGAUGUACCUAUAGAGAGGGUGUCAGAAAGUUUAAAGAUGGUGAAAGACUUAGACAAAAUAGGUGGCAGAGUAAAUGAAACAGAUGGGACUGAUGAAGAGGAAGAAAGGGCUAGUGGCAGGGAAGAUAAUGGGCUAACAAUGAAAGGGAGUAAUGGGCCAAAAAAGGAUGAGCAAGUUGGGCUUGGGAGACAGAAUACACGCAACAAAAACGAAAGUGAAAAGGACAGCCUCAUAAAAGACCAGACAAUGGGGGAUUUAGGGGUAGGAACCAGCAUGGGCCAAGCUGGUAAUCAUGCCACAGAAAAUGUAGAGCCUUACAAGAAGAAUGGAAAGGAGCUUGCCAAAAUCAAUCGAAAAGUGAGAACAGGAAAUGCAACGGAUGACAUAGAAAAUUCAGGAAAAGGUUUUUGGGAAGAUAUGGACAGUGAUUCAGGAUGGUCUACAUUACGUGAGGAGACAACCAGAAAAAAGAGAACAAAGAGUAGUCGGAGCAACCAGAUCGAACUAGCAAAGGAAACCCCAAUAUUUCUUCAGGGGUCUCAGAGCAGAAUAGCGGGAGGAUCGAUUUCAGACAGUGACAUCAUUAAUAGGAAUCCCAAUCCCAUAGCUCAACAAAAAAAGAAAGGAGCAAUAAAGAUCUGGGAGUUCGCAAAGAAAAUAGGGAUGGUGGCUGAUGAGAAGGAGGAGGAGGUAAUUCAAAGAAUUGAACGAAUGGAGAAUAGAGAUCAGAAUGCCAAAGAUCAACAAGGGGAGCAAGGAAGUGCAAAAGGAGAUUUCAAUGCAGUGCAAUCGAGGAAGGAGAAAAUAGGAAGCAGUGUAAAUGCUAGAGAAAUGAGAGAUUUCAAGAAAUUCAUCAGUGAUUCUAGUUUGGUUGAUCUACCUCUUAAUGGAAGAAAACCGGGAUUUAAGGAGUUGGUAGAGGAGACAUGGAAGUCUGCAGAGGUUCAAGGUUGGAAGGGUUUCUGCUUAAAGGAAAAAUUGAAAAAGCUCAAAGGGGCAUUAAGAAACUGGAGUAGGGGGUAUGAGCAUGAGGUGGACAAAAACAUUGUUAAUGCUGAAGAUCAAAUUGCAAGAUUAGAUCUUAGAGGGGAGGGCCAACAGCUUACAGAGGAAGAGAUAGCAAAAAGAAGAGAGACCUUUGUUGAUUUGUGGAGGAAUAUGAGGAUUAAGAACAUAAUGUGCCACCAAAAAGCGAGGAGAUCAUGGUUAAGGGAGGGUGAUGCAAACACUGCAUAGUACCAUAAAUGUAUCAAGAGCAGAUGGAGAAGGAAUGAAAUAUGCAGUAUCUU